This is a messenger RNA of Eurytemora carolleeae, 1108 nucleotides long. RefSeq lists its product as uncharacterized. The transcript has 9 exons. Lineage: Eukaryota; Metazoa; Arthropoda; Copepoda; Calanoida; Temoridae. Bases 410 to 1093 code for a protein of 227 amino acids. The record is from RefSeq and is a predicted model, not a curated record.
UCGAAUUUUUUUAAGGCAAAUUUUUAAAAUUUGGAUUAUUCAUAAACCUUCGCUGGGGCCACGAAAGGUCCCACGAAAAAUUUGGGCCUGAUCGGUUUAGCCGUUUUGACGUUUAUUGGAUCAACACCCUAACAGACAAACAAUUAGUAAAAGAAAUAGUAAUUUUUCUGUUUGUUUGUUUUAUUUCUGAACAUAACUCAGGAACCCAGGACGGAUUUGCCUUAAUAUUUGACUGAUGAACUCGGUAAGACCACGGGAAUGUAUUUAGCUUGGUUUGAAAGGUUUAAGUUGAGAAGGUCGACUCUUAUAAAGAAAACUUAUUUUCUAGGCAAAUCUGGGUUCCCAAGCUAGUUUUUAUAUUUUUCUAUCCAGACGGUUUAAAUAUUUGAUAGAUAUUAGCAGAUCUAAAAUGUUAGGACAGGGUUGGUUUGUUCUCCUGGUCUUCUCUGUACCUAGAACAGGGGGUCUGGUCAGUGCUCAAUUGGUAAAUCAGAAAACUUUUUUAACAGUAAUAUUGGAACAAUGGAAGCAAAAGAAAAACACAUACAACGGUCCGGAGUUACCAUUACCAAUAACCAAAGAAAAAGUUUAUGCUUAUAAAACUUUUAUUCCUUCAGCAAAUCAGAUGGAUUACAAAAGCCAAGAAGAAAAUAAAAUUAUCAACGAAACAGAAAACAGAUUAAAUUUUGAUGACACCUCUCCUACUCGACUAACUGAUUCUCAGAAUUCAAAUACACAAGAUCAAAUAUACCCUUGGCAGUUAAAUAGAAACGCUCAACCAUUUGAUAUGGAAAAAGAAACUUUUUCAAAUUACUUCAACUUAUUCAGCCCGCCUCAGAUUGAUGAAUCUAAAUAUAAUGAGAACAGAACUUUGUUGGGACAUUUUGACAGGAGUAUAUCAGAAGCCUCAAGAUGGCAGGGAAAUUAUAGAUUACCGACAGUCAGAUACCAGCAAACCCCGUCUGUACGAGAUGAAAGGCCGCGGCCAGCAGAAGAUAAGUCGAAAUAUUCAAAAUUUAAACAAAACGAAAAUCUACAGUACAUCUUUCCAUCUGUAACAGUUAGAACACAAAUCCAUGUUGUCAAAAAAUAAAAUAUGAUAAAUAUG